This is a messenger RNA of Salvia splendens (bonfire salvia), 408 nucleotides long. RefSeq lists its product as uncharacterized. The record is from RefSeq and is a predicted model, not a curated record. The transcript is spliced from 2 exons. Bases 1 to 408 code for a protein of 135 amino acids. Lineage: Eukaryota; Viridiplantae; Streptophyta; Magnoliopsida; Lamiales; Lamiaceae. Gene Ontology annotation, molecular function: nucleic acid binding. Gene Ontology annotation, biological process: DNA integration.
AUGGCAGGAACAGAGAAUAAGGUGGCGGAUGAUUUGAGCAGAAUAACUCAAGGGAAAGAUAAUGAGGAUAUUCCCGAUGCUUUUCCAGAAGAACAUUUGUACUAUGCUAAGGGAUCAAGUGUCUUGAUCAAACUGGAAGACGUUUCGCCUCAACUGACCCAGAGGCCUUUUUUAAUGAAGUAUGGGAUUCCUAGAGCCAUAAUCUCUGACCAAGGUACCCAUUUCUGCAAUCGCGCCGUAGAAGCGCUCAUGAGGAAAUACAGGGUUAACCACUGUUUGUCAACCCCAUAUCAUCCGCAAAGUAAUGGUGAGGCAGAGAUUUUGAACAGAGAGAUCAAGAGUAUUCUAGAGAUAACGGUGAGCCCUUCGAGGAAGGACUGGAGCAAGAGGUUAGACGAUGCCUUGUGA